AUGGCGACUGCGUCGAAGAUCCACCUGUCGCCGGAGACGGACUCCGGCAUUUUUAGCUCCGGCGUGAGGGAGGAUACAGCGCGGACGGCUAGCGUGGUGUUGCAGGAGGAUAUGGCGAACCACCAUGUCUUCUUCAAUGACGAGGGGUUUCAUAAUCACAUCCCACACUUGCUUUUAAGCAUCUACGCCCUCGGCGGGUCGCCCGAGGACAUCCUGGCGGCUUAUAAUAAUAACAAAAACUACCAGCGGCCUAGUGUCCCUACUGUUGUCGAGGUCAUCAAUGACAUGAAUGACACGGAAAAAUUCCAGGCGUAUCUGGGGAAGGAGAAGCAUUACUCGAAUUUCCUGUCUUUCUUCCAGCGUCAGAUUGAUGAGAAGGGCGUCGGUGCUGUGCUGAACGAAUACGUCUUUGCCGGGGACGGGCGGGCGGAAAGUAUGCUGUCGCGGCUCUUUGGAGGCCUCAUCCACCCCCUCAUUCAUCUAGGCUUCGGGCUUGAGUUUAACCAGCCCGCCAUCGUGGCCCAGGCCCUUGCACAGGCUGCGGUUCAUGAUGACUGGAUGGGCCGCGAUUUUUUCCUCCCGGCGGAGAAGCUGGCAGAGGGGAUUGGAAAGCCGGGGAAGAAGUCGCUUCUGCAACUAUUGGAUGAAAUUCGCAAAGACAACACCUUGGCUCACUCCGCCAAGUACACUGACACGAACAAGAUCCGAGACGGGGUGCUGCACCGUGCCCCGCAGGAGAUGCUGAAGUAUGCUGCCCAAUAUACAGUCUCUGAAGACCAAGUGGAGGAGAGACUGGCGGAUAUGAUUAAUAACGUCGUAUACUACACAAGCGCCGCCCAACGACCCAGCAAGGUAGUCAAGCUGGACUUUUUCUUCAUCCACUGUGUCAACUCGUCCAUCUUCUUCUCUAAGCUCGCACUUCUCCCGAUCCUGGAUCAGCGGACUCGACUCCGUCUACUGGAAUGGAAAGGCCGCAUGGACCUACUGAUGUACGUGUCGCGCGGCUGUCCAGACCUGCUACGGGACGAGAUCAUCCGCUAUCCUGUGACGAAUGAGUGGCCAGCGGUCUUUGCCCGCGGCGCGUCACACCCGUCUGACGAUGGGCAUUUGGCCAAGUUUGUGCGCGCUGUGGCACAUGGGCAGAAUGUGUGCAAAGCAUACGAGAGCAAGGCAUCACAGACGAUGCCUGUAUCUGGCAACAUGUGGCUUCAGAUCGCAAAUAUGGCCAUCGACUCCACCGUUGAGGAGAAUCGGACGAUGUGGAUCCGCUCCACCGGAUUCGACGAGGCAUGGGAGCAUCUCCCCGGACGCGCCCGGUUGUAA
Messenger RNA from Penicillium canariense, 1323 nucleotides. Its product is annotated as questin oxidase family protein. The transcript has 5 exons. NCBI's taxonomy places the organism in Eukaryota, Fungi, Ascomycota, Eurotiomycetes, Eurotiales, Aspergillaceae. Gene Ontology annotation, molecular function: oxidoreductase activity. The coding region runs from base 1 to 1323 and encodes 440 amino acids. The record is from RefSeq and is a predicted model, not a curated record.